Messenger RNA from Penicillium griseofulvum, 1332 nucleotides. Its product is annotated as PWI domain-containing protein. Gene Ontology annotation, biological process: mRNA processing; regulation of mRNA splicing, via spliceosome. Bases 1 to 1332 code for a protein of 443 amino acids. The transcript has 7 exons. NCBI's taxonomy places the organism in Eukaryota, Fungi, Ascomycota, Eurotiomycetes, Eurotiales, Aspergillaceae. Gene Ontology annotation, cellular component: spliceosomal complex. The record is from RefSeq and is a predicted model, not a curated record. Gene Ontology annotation, molecular function: RNA binding.
AUGGCGUCUAGUGUGGAUGCCAAGCUCAUGAGGCGGACUAAGUUCCCCCCUGAGUUCAAUAAGAAGGUGGAUAUGACCAAGGUUAAUAUUGAGGUUAUGAAGAAGUGGAUCGCAAGUCAAAUCUCCAAGAUAUUGGGAAACGAGGAUGAUGUCGUUAUCGAGCUCUGUUUUGCUCAUCUGGAGGGACCACGCUACCCCGAUAUCAAAUCUCUCCAAAUCCAACUCACCGGAUUCCUAGACAAAGAUACCCCCAAGUUCUGCCAAGAGCUGUGGUCGUUGUGUCUAAGUGGCCAGGCCAAUCCACAGGGCGUUCCGAAGGAGCUCUUAGAGGCUAAGAAGCUUGAACUCAUACAAGAGAAGGUGAUUCUUGAGGCCGAAAAAGCUGCCGAAGCACUCCGACGCCAAAGGGAGCAAGACCAAAACCGCGAACGAGAGUUGGACGACGAAGAGGCGGUGAUCGCGGGAGCCGUGGAGGUCGAUUCGGAGGACGAGACUUCAACAGACGACCUUCGCCUCCUGGAGAUCGAGACCGCAGCCGAGACCGCAGCCGAGACAAAUUCCGCGAACCACCAUCUCGACGUGACUUCGACUCCUACGUGCCAUCUGGUAGUCGUCGCGGCCGCCGUCCAUCUAGAUCUCCCCACGGUACCCGUUCUCCAUCUCGGUCCCCAAAGCGAUUGUCACCAUCUCGCCGAGACCGCGACGAGCCACGCCACAGGCGACGCGAACGCCGUCCCCGUUCCCCAAGCAACUCAGUAUCUCGCGAGCGACGCAACCGCGGAGGAACUAGAAGACGUAGCAGUCCGGACUACGGUGACCGUGUUAAAGCAAGACCCAUUUCCCGCAACCGUUCCCCUCGCUCACGUUCCCCCAGAGGAGACCGCCGCCGACGAAGCUCCGUCUCUCGCAGCCGCAGUGUAUCCUCGUCGCCUCACCGUGACCGGCGCCGGGCAGACUCCCUCAACUCCUCCUGACAGUGCCGGUACACGUGAUCAUAAUGAGAGCCGUCGACGCCGCAGCCCCAGCGGUGGUCGGAGCCGUAGCCGUAGCCGCAGUCCCAAGGACAUUGACGUUAAGCGGCGCCGCUCUAUGGAAAUUUACAACCCUGAUGAGAAACGACGCAAGAUGGCUGAUGAGAACGAGGACUCCAGCCGACCCCCGUCGAAAGCUGAUGACAGUGAGACAAAAACAAAAGAUGCCCAGCAGACCAAGAAAAGGCUUUCUGAGUGGGUGAAUUCAACCGAAUUUCGUCUAAAAUUACUUCGUGAGAGAUGCCUUGCCAUGCGUCGCUCCGAAAAGCCGGGAAGUGCCUCACAGCCAAAGCAGGACUAA